Nicotiana tabacum (common tobacco) is the source of this 2389-nucleotide messenger RNA. RefSeq names its product peroxisomal (S)-2-hydroxyacid oxidase GLO4-like. NCBI's taxonomy places the organism in Eukaryota, Viridiplantae, Streptophyta, Magnoliopsida, Solanales, Solanaceae. Gene Ontology annotation, molecular function: FMN binding; oxidoreductase activity. The record is from RefSeq and is a predicted model, not a curated record.
UUUAUCACCAUUGUAGGAUAGGCAGCCCGGUGAACUAAGCUCCCGCUAUGCGUGGGGUCCGGGGAAGGGUCGGACCACAAGGGUCUUUCACCAUUGUAGGAUAAAUCUUGAAAAUGGAAAUUAAAAGAUUGUGUAUGAGAAUUGAGUUUCCUUAGUUACUCGUACUUGUUAUUUUUUACCUGAAAGUUUUAUUCAGCAAGAUUAAUUUUACUUAUCAAAUCCAGAAGAUAUGAUGACUAUGAACUGUAAGAGAAUAACCAGAUAAACAAGAACGAUAAGAGUUCCUUUUUUUCAUGAGCUAAUUCAACUAAGACAUUUUCGGAUGAGGAAAUCAAUGAUUUAAGAAAGAGUUUCCAAUAAAUUAGUGAUGUAAUAUUAUGUAAACAAGAAACUGUUGAUUUAGUAAUGUGUUAACAAGAAAUUAACAAGAGUGAGAUUAAAUGGAUCAAUCAAAGUAAAUAACAGGAAUGAGUUCCUCAAGUGGCCUUAGUUGAGGGGCAGGGGUAGAAGCUCAGAUGUGAGUUCUGCCGAACCCAGUAACUUUUGCUCAAACAGUGUAUUUGUGUUAAGAAAUUCUUUAAAUAUGUUCAGUUAUUAACACUUGACUAAAAUUCAGAACUCAUAAAAGUGAAAUCCUAGUUGAUCUAUAAACUCCGGUCGUAUCACAAUAUAACAGAACCUUCUGAACAUAAGCUCAUAAAAGCUUCACCUCCAAAAAUAUAGAAGGGCCAAAUCAUCAAAACCUCCUUGAUAAAGUCUUCACCUGGAUUGCAUUUUAAAAAGUCAGCAUUCCAAUCAAUUCACACACUGAAAUCUUCAUUACCAUCAAGCUACUGCUAGAAUCAUAAAAGCGAUAUUAAAUUGUACCAAUACGGAGAUGAUUUACACCACAAGUUCUCCCCCUUCUUUCUCAGCUGUUAUGUUCCCUUCUUUCAUUUCUUGACCUGGUGCCUUUCACCUUCCAAGAAUCAUUUGCAGCCAAGUGAUUAGUGUAUAGGCACAUGCCUAUUUCUUUCAACCCCGGACCCCCACACUUUUGACUAUAUUUCAUGGAGAUGGAAACAGUAAUCCUCUGAUCAUUUAAAAGCUGCGCGCAGCAAUCCGAAAGGCUAUCUAUAAGUUCUAAAAACAGCAAGGGGAGAUACUGGAGACGUGUACUCUUCUCUGUAUCCUACAGGCUAAAUGGCAGGUGAACCAGUUAAUAUAAAUGAAUUUGAAGAGCUAGCUAGGCAAGCUCUUCCAAAGAUGUACUAUGACUUCUUUGCAGGAGGAGCUGAGGAUCAGUAUACACUAAAAGAAAAUACAGAAGCAUUUCGUAGAAUCACUAUUCGACCAAGAAUGCUUGUUGAUGUGAGCAGAAUAGACAUGUCAACUGUUAUACUUGGUAACAAGACGUCGGCUCCCAUUAUAGUUGCCCCAACUUCCUCACAUCAAUUGGCACAUUUUGAAGGAGAAGUUGCAACAGCUAGAGGUGCAGCAGCAUGUAAUGUAAUCAUGGGAUUGGCAUUUACGUCUACAUGCACAGUGGAGGAGGUUGCUUCAAGCUGCAAUGCUGUUCGCUUCCUUCAAACUUUCGCUUUCAAGAGAGAUAUAAUAGAACUUGUGGUAAGGAAAGCUGAGAGCAGCGGAUUCAGGGCUAUAAUUCUCACUGCUGAUACUCCAAGACUUGGAAAAAAGGAGGCUGAUAUAAAGAAUAAGAUGAUCGCACCUCGGUUGGGGAACUUUGAAGGUCUUAUAUCAACUGAAGUUGUUUCUGACAAAAGCUCAACUGUUGAAGCAUACACUGCAGAAACUCUUGACCCUUCGUUUUGCUGGAAGGAUAUAGCGUGGUUAAAAUCAGUUACCAAGUUGCCAAUUCUGAUAAAGGGCAUUCUCACUAGUGAAGAUGCAAUCAAAGCAAUUGAAGCAGGAGUUGCAGGAAUUAUUGUCUCUAACCAUGGAGCUCGGCAACUAGAUUAUACUCCAGCUACUAUUUCUGUUCUUGAAGAGGUGGUCAAUGCUGUUCAAGGCAAAGUUCCAGUUCUUCUUGAUGGAGGAAUUAGGCGAGGAACAGACAUAUUCAAGGCCUUAGCACUUGGCGCAAAAGCUGUUCUGAUUGGUCGACCGGUUAUCUACGGCCUGGCCGCUAAGGGAGAGUCUGGGGUAAAGCAAGUAAUUGAAAUGCUGAAGAAUGAACUUGAGCAGACAAUGGCUCUUGCUGGCUGCUGCAAUGUGAAUGAUAUUACCAGAAGCCAUGUUAAGACAGAAAAAGAAAGUUUCCUUAGUAGGAUGUAGUUUCCAUACUCUGUAGUCUGUACCUUAAAUAAAUGGACUGGCCCCAACUCAACAAUAUUGUCAUAUCUUGCUUUGUAAUAAUCUUAUGUGUGCAGAAGCAUUAUCAGUGCUUGUA